CCUGUAUUUCUUACAUCUCGUCUGUCUCUGAUCUGCAACAUAGACCAGAGGCUACUCGUUAUUGUCGGCCGCUCUCAGCAUUUUGACGACCUUCGUGCACACUCGCCUCUAGGCGCCCUUCACCAUGGCCGAAACCAACGGAACCGCAGUAGCCAACAAGCUGCUCAACAAGAUCCAGGACGACGAGGUCUCCCGCCAUCCCUCUCCACAGCCCACGCACUUCUCCGUGCCUCUCGGCAGCAACAGCAAUUUGAGCCAUAAUGGUCAUAAGGUCCUUCGCUCCGCAACUGUCGGCUACGUCGCUCCCGAGUUCAAAGACCGCCCUCAGCAGAUCCAGAAAGUCAAGGAGAUAAUUCAAUCGCAAGGAUGGAUCCCAGAAUCCCACCUUGAGCAACAAGUCUCGUGGUUCUACAACGAGCUCGGGAUCGACGAUGUCUACUUCCAGAUGGAGCAGGCCGAAGUCAUCGCCACCCACAUUACCUCGACCUAUGCUGCAAAGAUUGCUGCGUAUGCACGCGUCGACAAGCGCGAGGACAUCCGCCUUGACAUGGAAGCUACCGACCAUGCCAUCUACAUCGACACGAGCGUGCCCGGCGUCUCCAAUCUCCGGGGGCCCAGAUACGAGAAUCGGCUCGAAGACAAGUACCUGGACCACACUGACCCAGAGAAGCGGUUCCGAGUCGAAACCUUUCGGUCCCCGUCCAACUUGGCUGGUGAUGCCAGCUCUCAAGGCUCAUCGUUGCGAUGCUAUUUCGUCUACCAGUGCCAAUUUGUCGAUCCCAAUCCUGACCCCAACGAGACACGCCUCCACCUCAUCAGCGACCGUACUUUCUUGACCAAGGCGACAAAGAACACCAAGGAGAUUUACCAAGACAUCAUCAAAGUUGCCGUCAGCAGGUUCGGUCCUGUCAUUGAGGUCUUCGACAUGGAGGGCUUGCAGGAGAAGCGCCUCGUUGUAGCCUUCAAGGCACGCACCGCACGUGGCCUAUUCAGCGCGCUUAGUGAUCUCUACCACUACUACGGAGUGACCAGCACGAGAAAAUAUGUCGAACAGUUCUCCAAUGGCAUCACAGUAAUGAGUAUCUACCUCAAACCUGCUACCAAUCUCAACACGGACAUCAUGCCCAUCGAUCAAUCCAUCUAUCAGAUAACGAAGGAGAUUUCUCUCUUGUACUGUAUUCCACAGAACAAGCUCCAUUCCCUCUUCGCCUCUGGUCAGCUGAGCCUGCAGGAGACCAUCUACGGACACUGUGUCUGGGUCUUUGUGCAGCACUUCCUGAACCGCCUCGGCUCGGAGUAUGCUUCUUUAUACCAAGCGCUGGAUCCUAAGAAGAAUGCCCACGCCGAAAUUCUCUCAAAGCUGAAGCGCCGGCUCCGCACCGAGACCUUCACUCCGGACUACAUCCUCGAAAUCAUUGAGAACUAUCCAGCUCUCGUGCGUGCGUUGUAUGCUUCCUUCGCCAGCGUCCAUCUCAGUGUCACCCCUGGUCUGGACCAGAACGGAAUCGCCACCCCUCCGUCGUUGGAGGUUCUGUCGGACGCCAGGUUGAAGGAACGUAUCACCCGCGAAGUAUCCAAUGAGCACGAAGAGAUGGUCAUGACGGCUUUCCGCAUCUUCAACAACGCUGUAUUGAAGACAAAUUACUUUACACCCACCAAGAUGGCCCUCAGCUUCCGACUCGACCCAUCUUUCCUGCCCGAGUUCGAGUACCCCACGCCUCUUUACGGCAUGUUCCUUGUCAUCAGCGCCGAGUCUCGCGGCUUUCAUCUUCGCUUCAAGGACGUGGCCCGCGGUGGCAUUCGCAUCGUAAAGUCCCGCAGCAAGGAAGCCUACUCGAUCAAUGCUAGGAAUUUGUUCGACGAGAACUAUGGUCUUGCAAGCACACAACAGCGCAAGAACAAAGAUAUUCCCGAGGGCGGUUCGAAGGGAGUCAUCCUGCUUGAUGCCAAGCAGCAAGACAAGGCCCAGGAGGCCUUCGAGAAGUACAUUGACAGCAUCAUGGACCUCUUGCUUCCAGGUCAGAGCCCAGGUAUCAAGAAUCCCAUCGUUGACUUGUACCGCAAGGAAGAGAUCUUGUUCAUGGGCCCUGACGAGAACACGGCCGACCUGGUCAAUUGGGCAACCAUGCACGCACGAUCUCGUGGAGCUCCGUGGUGGAAGUCAUUCUUCACGGGCAAGUCUCCCAAGCUCGGAGGUAUCCCGCACGACACGUACGGCAUGACUACAUUGUCUGUGCGCGAAUACGUUAAGGGUAUUUACAGAAAACUCGAGCUCGACCCUUCAACCGUCAAGAAGAUGCAGACUGGCGGUCCCGACGGCGACCUUGGCAGUAACGAGAUUCUUCUCAGCAACGAGAAGUAUACCUCUGUCGUCGACGGCUCAGGCGUGCUGGUUGAUCCAAAUGGGAUUGACAUCAACGAGCUGCGUCGCCUCGCAAAGGCCCGUGCCAUGAUUGUCCAUUUCGACGUCUCGAAGCUCUCCAAGGACGGAUUCAGGGUGCUGUGCGAUGAUAGUAACAUCACACUGCCCAGCGGCGAGGUGAUUGCGAAUGGUACAUCAUUCCGCAACACGUACCACCUUCGAGACACCGGCCUGACAGAUUCGUUUGUUCCCUGUGGUGGCCGUCCCGAGUCGAUUGAUCUUGUCUCGGUCGGCAGACUCAUCAAGGACGGCAAAUCCACUAUUCCUUACAUCGUCGAGGGUGCCAAUUUGUUCAUCACGCAGGAUGCCAAGCUGAGACUCGAGGAGGCGGGCUGUAUCCUGUACAAAGAUGCCUCGGCCAACAAGGGUGGUGUCACGUCGUCGUCUCUUGAGGUCCUCGCAUCUCUGAGCUUCGAUGACGCUGGCUUCGUUGAGCACAUGUGCCACGAUGCUCAUGGUCAGGCCCCGGAAUUCUACCAGGCCUACGUGCGUGAAGUUCAGGCCAAGAUCUGCGACAAUGCGCGCCUGGAGUUCGAGGCUAUCUGGCGCGAGGCGGAAGAGACGGGCAAGCCCCGUUCAGUCUUGUCUGACAAACUUUCCAAUGCGAUCACCACGCUCGAUGAGGAGCUGCAACACUCUGAUCUGUGGAAGGACGAGAAGAUCCGGCUUGAUGUCCUCAGAGAUGCCUUGCCGAAGCUGCUGCUGGACAAGAUUGGUCUCGAAACCAUUAUCAAACGCGUCCCCGAUGCCUACCUUCGCGCCAUCUUCGGCAGCUACCUCGCUUCGCGCUUUGUCUACCAAUACGGCAGUAGCCCGAGUCAAUUUGCUUUCUACGACUUCCUGUCCAAGAGAAUGUCCAAGCACAACUGAGAGCUCAUUGUUCAACUCGCGACGAAUUCCGUACCAGACCUUGUCAAAAGGUGAUUGGCAACAAGGCAAAAAGUUAUAUGAUCAUAUCAUGGUUUCAGCAUUGCAAUGGCGUUCACGAAGGAGAUGAGGAUCCAAUCGAUUUCAACAAUACUCGACACCAUAGGCGAGAAUUUACACGCACAAGGUAUGGUGGCGAUGGAUUAAUAGACACGGAAAUAUACUCAACAAUCCGAUGAGAUCCAUGCGUUGAAGAUCUUUGAUACCACCUAGUGUGCCCGUUGCUGAAUACUCAGUACUUCGUUUGAUACAUGAUUGCAUUGUCCAUAACAUAGAAGCCCGAAAUUUGCUUGUGAUGUACAAUAGACAGAAUUGACUAUUCAACAGCCAA
Microdochium trichocladiopsis is the source of this 3680-nucleotide messenger RNA. Its product is annotated as glutamate/Leucine/Phenylalanine/Valine dehydrogenase. The transcript has 4 exons. Gene Ontology annotation, molecular function: L-glutamate dehydrogenase (NAD+) activity. Gene Ontology annotation, cellular component: mitochondrion. NCBI's taxonomy places the organism in Eukaryota, Fungi, Ascomycota, Sordariomycetes, Xylariales, Microdochiaceae. The record is from RefSeq and is a predicted model, not a curated record. Bases 125 to 3292 code for a protein of 1055 amino acids.